AUGUCCGACUGGGAAGACGCGGCGACAGCAUCCCCGCUUUCGUCGCCUCCUGAGAGUAUUUUUGACCUCCAAGAGGAUGAGAUGGCGGCUCAUGGCAAAGCUGCCCAGACCGCCAAGGACGGUCCAUCGCUCCUAACCCAGCUGAAGGCCAUGGAAGAGGAAACGAUAGCUGUCAAAUCUCCCGACGAUGACAUGGUCAAGGCCAAGGCCAAGGCCGAUGAUGACGUCUCGACCACCUCUCCUCCUACAAUACCACCCGUGACAGGAGGCAGGAAACGUAAGGCAUCAACAGCGCCAAUCCGGCGGAUCGUCAUCAGUAAGAAGGCAAGGAAUGAGGCAAAGAAGUGGGAAAGCCCUUUCGUCUACACCGAUCCCAAGACUCCUCUCGCGAAUUCCGACCUCAGGGCCAUUCUCCUCAAUUCAAGAGCAUGGGAUGUUCUCAGCCAUGAGGAGCAGCAACAAGUCCUAAGAUUGCUUCCGGGCCACACCCAUGUUCUCGCCCCUGGAACUGAGCAACCUCGGCCCGACGUCAAUUCUCUCCGGAAUAGUGACACGUUCCGUUUCGAUUCUGCUCGGUAUUGUGAGAAUAUCGAGGCGGGGAAGCAUGACCCAGACUGGUUGCAAAGUGCCUGGGUUGCUCAUGAGAAACGGAACCGUGGAGAUUUCGACGAGUAUCAGGUCAAGCAGUUCGAGAAGACCUGGGCUGUCAAGAUCAGCCCCGAGCACCACCCCAAAGCUCUUCGAAACGAAGGUCAAACAGCUCCCCAGAGCGUCCGUAGUGACAGCAUUGACCCGGCCACUACCGAGAAGAUUGGUUUAAAAGCUUCGGAAGAGGCAAAAAAAACCGAUAACCGGGAUCAAUGCCCCUCUUCUGAUGGCCCAGAACCGACAUCACCCACCCGUUCGUAUUCGAGCAUGGAGAAAAAGAUCGCCAACGUUGAUAUCACCAGGGAGGAGCCGAAUGAGUCUUGUCACGCACACUCGCUCCCGGGCAUGAAAACACACGAAGAGGUAGCUGAGUCUAUCGAGGUGAAGAUGAGUAAUCCGGUUUGA
This is a messenger RNA of Phialemonium atrogriseum, 1053 nucleotides long. Its product is annotated as ASXH domain-containing protein. The transcript has 2 exons. NCBI's taxonomy places the organism in Eukaryota, Fungi, Ascomycota, Sordariomycetes, Cephalothecales, Cephalothecaceae. Bases 1 to 1053 code for a protein of 350 amino acids. The record is from RefSeq and is a predicted model, not a curated record.